UCGGCGAACGCUGCGCCCGCGCAUCGUCAUACAUUAGACAUCAACGCGCUACUAUAUUUAUACAAAAAAUAUGUGUUCGCAAUUAUGUUAGAUUUUCAUAUGUGAUAAGUGAUUAAAUAAUGUUAGUUUAUUAGAAAAAUCAAAAUGGCGUGUUUUUAUAAAUUUAUAUUAUUGUUGUUAGUUACUUUGGUAAGAUCGGAAAAUUUUUUCAAUGACUUUAAUUUCGGUAGUGAUGAAGUAAUGAUAGCCCAAGAGUCGAGACGCUACCAGGCCGUUGUUAAACCUCCCGUCAUAAUAGUGAAGCCCACAGGCGUCACCAAUUCCCACCGACCUCAAUACAAUCUAGACUCCUUGGAGAGCGAUGCUUUGGACGACCUUUUUGAGAUGACUACCAGAAGAUCGUUAGUAAAAAACUACAAGUCUUCUAAUAAUUUGCGAGAUAAAGAAGGGAUGGUCAGAGAUGCUGUGCUGAGAGCGCUGGACCGGAAGGAUCAUGUGGGAAAAUUUGCCCAAAUUCUGCCCAUCAUAAGGGCAAUGUCUGGACCUCAACGGGUGGCACUCGCAUCUCUGGUUGCAAGUCAAGUUACCACUCCACCUGGAAGGACACCUAUGAAUCUUACACAGGUGAGGUCAAUGUUCGGCGACAACGGCAACACCACCGAGCUAAUGCUCCCCAUUCUCCUCGACAUUGCCAAUCUGUUCCGUCGCGCGGUAAGCCCCGGCAAAGAGUUAAAGCAGGUCUCACCGACACCACAAAUGCUCAGACGGUCGUUCGUAGAGGAAACAGAGGACAUUGAAAGCACAACUCAUGAUACAACGAAACACCGCACGCGGAGGAUCAUACCUCCAAGAACACUACCAAACAGAACAGCUAUAGAAGAACACAAAACUGACUUGAACAACACUGAUACAAUAGCGAAUCGAAACGCAUCAAGAUACCCAACGACUACAGAAGCUGGAACAACGCCAUCUAUAUUGAGGACUAGGAUUGUAUCACUCUCGAGGAGUUUACCCGACAAUUCCACUUUGGAUUUGAUGGCGGACUCCACGAACCAGACCCUGGCGCAAGAUCUUCCCGUGGCUGAGAAAUUACGUUCUUUAAAUAGAUACACUGAUAGGAAAAACAGUCUAAUUCGCCGCGGUACUUUCCCACUGAAGCCAAUGUUACCACCAGCAACCCGCCGCACUACAGCCGAGCCAUCUCUCUCGCCAAUCCGACGCAGACCGAUACCCGCAAGGAAGCUGCCCACGACGGCAGAGCCUACGAAAUGCGAGCUCUUCACCAACACGCUGUGUUUGAAUUCAGAUGAUUAUCCAACUGAAGCAAUAGUCCAGUCCAUAAGACGGAAUAAGGCAGCUGCGGGCGCACUGCUAGCUGACUUCAAGGAUCCUGGAGAAGGCGCUAUUGACGGAGUCACGGCUGGACAAGAAUCCAAGUAUACAGCUGAUCAUUACUUGGUUUCUAACAGACGUGGCGAUACAGCGAACCGAGAUUUUGCUAGCGCUGGUGAAGCAGGUUUUAUGUGUCCAAGCACUGUCAAGUACGCGAGGCCGCAGCGAGCGAGAGCCACAUCAGGACAGUGGAAAUACAUCGUCAAUACUGGCGAACAUACACAAACUCUGAGAUUGGAAAAGUGUUUGAAACCAAAGGAUGCUUGCACAUACCUAACAGACAAUUUCAAAUCAAAAUGCGUUCAAGUUUACAAUUACCAUCGUUUGUUAACAUGGGAUCAACAAAAUGGCCUUCACAUGGAUAUUUUUAAGGUCCCUACUUGCUGCUCUUGUCAUAUUGAAGGUUACAGCGUUUCGUUUCCACCACUAGGGCACAGAAUACAUGAGACCUCAUCAGAACAUUUCCCUGGAGAAGAUUUGUCUUCAGAACAAGGAAACCAUGCCUUUGAAGCCGUUCAGUCUACAGUCCCAAGGCCGAGCAUUAAGUCACCACCAUUCAGUCAUAAUAAACCCAUGGAACCUUUCCCACCGUUUUCAGACAGUCAGAAUUUGAUACCAGGCCAACCAUUCAGCAAAAUGAAAGACAAUGAUGAUGGAAGUCUUCCGCCAUCAAGUCCCAUGGAUUCUUAUGGUAAUACAUACUUUCCAGAUUCUUUCAAUCAAGCAAGUAAAAAUUCUAGGAGACCAACUGCAUCCCGAAAUCCAUUACCUAACAGUUUUGACUCGGUGACAUUGCCAAGCUAUUUAGAGCCCCCUACACCGUUAGCAACUUCAUCGUUUUCUUUUGGGAAAGAUCCUACAAGUAAAUUCAAGAUUACUUCAAACACGGGGAAUCAGUUCAAGAGAGGCGCGGUUAGACCUAGCCGCAGGCCUAUCAGAAAAAAGAUUUCUGGAGGACCAGACGACCUAUCGUCGUCGGGAACAUCAGCUGUUGAAUCUUUCACUAGCAGCGGUAUUGAAGCAAGUGACGAGAUGAUUGAUUAUUUAGAAGAACCUGAAAUAGGUCAAGCCAGUAUGUCCACCUCACCCAAAAUUAGAGUAACUAUAGCUCCGAAACUCCACGCGGUAACAACUGAAAAAGUAAGCACAACACAACACUCGCAAGAAAGUAGAGUAAAUGAAAAUUUCACUUCUAAUGGUAAAAGAAUAAACUACAACUACCAUCCGAUCAUAGAUUUCUUUGGCGCGGAAGCGAAAGAUGGAGAUGAAUCCAUCGAUCGAGAAGAUGUUGAACCAACCUAUGUGACACCUAUCGAAUCCGAAUGGAAGCCAAUAAAUCACCCGCCUUCAAGAAAUAAUCAAAAUUCCAAUUUUUUAUCGAAAAAGAAACAUAAAUAAUUAUAUUCUAAAUAAGUGUGAAUUUAAAAUAAGUAAAAUUAUUUUCAAAAAUAGUAAAAAUAGCACAGGUAUACUUUUUAAGAACGAUUGACUGUCUAAAAAUAGUUUAAUAUCUAAACCAUAACCAUAAUAUAGACAAUACAGUGUGUGAAUGAUGCCAAAUCUAUGUUGCAAUGUUUAUGUAUUUAAAUUAAUUGUUAUUUAUUUAUUUAUAUUAAUUUAUAGUUAAGUUAUUAUUAAGUUUCUGUAGAUAUAAAUUAAAAG
Messenger RNA from Manduca sexta (tobacco hornworm), 3054 nucleotides. RefSeq names its product neurotrophin 1 (gene NT1). Gene Ontology annotation, biological process: regulation of Toll signaling pathway; innate immune response; central nervous system formation. The record is from RefSeq and is a predicted model, not a curated record. Lineage: Eukaryota; Metazoa; Arthropoda; Insecta; Lepidoptera; Sphingidae. The transcript has 8 exons. The coding region runs from base 145 to 2790 and encodes 881 amino acids. Gene Ontology annotation, molecular function: Toll binding; growth factor activity. Gene Ontology annotation, cellular component: extracellular region.